AUGGGAAACCUGUCAUUCUUCCCAAGUGGGCUGCUCGGAGACAGACUCGUCCUCAACAACCUCAUAGCGUCUGGAGAGGAUAACGCUGCCGCCACAGAUGCCGUCGAUGCAGAUAUGAGGGAGGCUCUAAGAGGAAUCAACAGAACUAUGGAAAUGAGAAGUCUCGAGGACUAUUUCUAUUUAUAUGAAGGCCAUUGGAACAGCUCAGCCCCUUUAGGCACAGCAAUGGGAGCCCUUUCCAAUGGUUCAUUAGAUCUACAGUUCUCGAUGGAAAGGCUGUCCUCAAGCCCCUACUCUCUGCAUCGCCUACACCCUGUCAACGAUCAACUUCCAUUUCCUCUGGAUCCUGCUUUGGCAGUCAGUAUUGCCGGAUUGGAUCUCGAAGAAUUACAUAGCGAAGGACGGCUCUUUCUUAGUGACCACUCCCCUCAGUUGUUAUUUCCAAAGACCGAACGCUACUCAGCAGCAUGUUCAGCGUACUUCUUCAUCCAUCCAGAUAGCGGCGAACUUUUACCCCUCGCAAUAAAGACAAACACCGACCAUGAUCUGGUGUACACACCACUUGACGCUCCGAGAGAUUGGCUGCUGGCUAAGAUAAUGAUGAACUCUAACGAAGUGGUGUUCAACCAAGUUCAUUAUGUCGCGGCUGCGCACGCUGUGCAAGAAAUUGUGUACCUCGCAGCGCUGAGAACAUUACAUGACAGACAUCCAGCGCUGGGGCUUAUGGAACGCUUCUUCUACAACGGGUACACUACACGUGCGAGGCCAACAAAUGUGCUCACCAAUGAAGGAGGCAUCUUUGACAGAUAUUUCUCCAUCACGGGCGAAGGGGCUGAACAGGCCAUGUCAUUCUACUAUGCUUCUGGAGCAGGUGCGUUCCAAGCGAACUACUUUAUCAACAACCUUGAGAGUCGAGGUUUAAUCAAUUGCACAUAUGGCCCGGCAUUAAAAAGCAAUCCCUUUUUCCAAGAUGCCAGCCAAAUAGUCCUUGGGCUGCGCAGAUUCGUCACAUCCCUUGUCUACUCUUACUAUAAGAGCGAUGACAUUGUCACAUUCGAUUAUGAGUUGCAAGACUGGGUGCAUGAAGCUACAGCCUCAGCUCAAGUGAUAGACUUUCCACAAGGGCGUCUAACCAAGCGCGAGACACUCAUAGACAUGCUCUGCCACUUUGCAUUUCUUACAGUAGUCCACAAUACACUGAAUGGGGCAUCUCCCUUCAGUGUGUCGUCGACUUUACCAUAUCACCCGGUAGCCCUCCAUGCUCCUCUACCGGCGACAAAGGGUGUAGAGAAUAUCCUUCCAUGGCUACCUAGCAAGACGGCUGCGGUUAAUGAGAUUGCAGUGUUUGCAAAGAUGAACAAACCAUUUGCAAGCUUGGAGAACAAGACAUUCAUCCAUACCCUUCAUGAGGAUGCUUUUCUUGGUCGUCUAAAUGAAGAAAGCAGAGCCGCGGAACAAGCUCUGUGGGAAGAGAUGGAGGCUAUCAGCCAAAGGAUCAGAGGGAAAGGGUUUGAUAAGAACGGGCUCAGCGAAGGUAUGCCUUUUCUAUGGACGAUAUUAGAUCCUGCAACCAUGCAUGGGUGA
Molecule: messenger RNA, 1584 nt
Organism: Exophiala bonariae
Lineage: Eukaryota; Fungi; Ascomycota; Eurotiomycetes; Chaetothyriales; Herpotrichiellaceae
Exons: 3
Coding region: 1-1584 (527 amino acids)
Biological process (GO): lipid oxidation
Molecular function (GO): oxidoreductase activity, acting on single donors with incorporation of molecular oxygen, incorporation of two atoms of oxygen; metal ion binding
Source: RefSeq, a predicted model, not a curated record